Messenger RNA from Nelumbo nucifera (sacred lotus), 983 nucleotides. RefSeq lists its product as uncharacterized. The record is from RefSeq and is a predicted model, not a curated record. Lineage: Eukaryota; Viridiplantae; Streptophyta; Magnoliopsida; Proteales; Nelumbonaceae.
UGGCUUUAUAAAUUGCCAGCUUUCUCUACCAAACUUGGUGCAUCAUCACCAAUUCACCAUCACUCACAGCUCCAGCUUGUUCUUGUUACAAACAUUCUGUCAGUUGAGGUCCUUGAGGAGAGGAACUAGCUAGAUCCAUCAUCAUCAUCCUUCAAUGGCGCGUUGGGUCAAACCAGAGGUGUAUCCACUAAUGGCGGCCAUGACAUUCGUCGCCAGUAUGUGUGUCUUUCAGCUCACAAGGAACGUAUUCAUGAACCCCGACGUCAGGGUGAAUAAGGAGCAUCGACAAAAGGCAGUUUUGGAGAACGCUGAGGAAGGAGAGAAAUAUGCGGAGCACGGACUCCGCAAGUUCCUCCGUACGCGUCCCCCUGAGGUCAUGCCCGCCAUAAAUAGUUUCUUCUCUUCUACAGAUUCUAAAUAGACUAAAACACAAUCACAGUUUGAGAGUUCAUAUCAAUCAAUUUGUAUUUUUACUUUUUAGUGACUAAAGUAAUGGCCCUGUAUUAUUAUUAUUGUUUUUCUAACUCUCAAAGAUAAUGGAGUAAUUUGGUUCCAUAUUUCAGUUUUUAAACGUAUGCCAUGAUCCUUGUUCAUCUCUCUGCAAAUAACUCUUCCCUAAAGAAAGAAAUAAGAAAUUGCACCGGCGUCACUUGGCAAAACUGACACGGUGAUGAUCCAAGAACCCAUACAGCUCUGAAUUCGCUGUUUGAGAUCCAGAAGCUCUUCGGAGUUCAGAGCCACACUGCCGCAACCAAAGACCGGUCUUGUAGAUAAGAGAGCAUUGGUGUCUUGGUGAAGGCAAAACUCAUUUGACAAAGAUUUAAAUCUGUUUCCAGCAAGUCGUAGUAAAAGCUCUUCAUCCAUCCUAAAAUCGGUUGCUCUAUAUUCAGAAUUUAGUAUCUACCCUGUUUGCUGUUUCAAGGGACAAUUCGGCUAUUUUAUGUUUACCUACCAUUCCAAGAAUUUAGAAAAGGGCUUAUAUA